Molecule: messenger RNA, 717 nt
Organism: Aphanomyces astaci
Lineage: Eukaryota; Oomycota; Saprolegniomycetes; Saprolegniales; Verrucalvaceae
Exons: 1
Coding region: 1-717 (238 amino acids)
Source: RefSeq, a predicted model, not a curated record
AUGACCACCUGCACUACCAUCCACAAGUCCAACCACCACCACGCCACCAAGCCACCAGCAUUGCUGCUGUCGUGCAUCUUCAACGGAUGCAACCGACCUGCCGCGCUAUCCCAAGACUCCACCGUCAAAUGCGCGUUCCACUGGCAUCGCGCGCGCUGCCUAGCCAGUCCAACAUGUUUCAACCAAGUAUUUGCACGCCAUCGUUGUGUACGCCACGGAGGGCGGAAGCAAUGCUCCGUGGAUGGCUGCUACCUCAACGCUCGGCUGGGAACCGUGUGCUCUAAACAUGGGGCGUCGGCUGCUUUGCGGCAAUGUACCUAUACCGGAUGCACGACUCGAGCGAGCGCGCGCAAGAAGUGUAUUCGUCAUGGCGGCGGCCGGGCUUGCCGGGCUUCUGGCUGCACCGCCCAUGCACGCACCCGCGGCUACUGUCGGAAACACUCGCCCCGACUUGUGGACCAAGUAGCCGACCUGACAGACGACGACGCACACAGUGCCACGUCAGCAACGCUGGCCCUACACAAGGCCGAGGUGGACGAGAUGGCCAAUGUCUUGAUCAAGGAAGAAGUGCUGCUAAUCGACGAACCCAUUGACUUUGCCCAUCCAUUGGAUCCAAACGCCGUCGACGGGUGGUGGUGGAUUGAGCCUGACGUGGCGUCGGAGCUGCUCGAGCUCUUGACCGUCCAAGACGUUCACAAGGUCGAGUGGAAGUUGUAG